GAGGAUCGAGAGGAUGGCAGCGAAUCCACGGUCGAGGACAAAGAUGAGAUCCCCCGGUUUCCAGCUGAGCUCCCGCUUGACAUUCCAGGCGCAGAUGUCCUCUGGGAAGUUCGACAGAAACCCGUCAAUUCUGACAAGUAUUACAACUUUUCGGCCUUCGCCUUGGCACUGAACGAGUUGCAGCCCGGGAUGAGAGAGCGUUUGUGUUGCACCGACUCCCGUCUUAGGCCAGACAUGAGGAAACUUGAGGAGGGCAAAUUGGACGAAGCCGCGGCAGAAAAACAUCGUCUGGAAGAAAAACAGCGCGAGUCGCGGAAAGCCCGCAAGAAACUCAAGAACAAGGUCGAAUGGAAGCCGAGAUGGUUUUCUCAAGGAAAAAACCCUGCGACUGGGUCUGAAGACUGGAACUACACCGGCGAUUUCUGGAACCUGGAGAAAAAGCUGGCUGUUGAGGCUGAAAUCUUCUAGCCGACAUCGACACACGCGUUGUGGAGUCCUUUUUUUAUUAUUAUUUUAUCUUAUUCGCUACCUCGGUCUUGAUUUAUUUUUUGUUUCGUGUGAAUAGCAUUCUUUUUAUUCGUCUGCUCCAAUUUAUCUUAGUGGAAGAGGCAGUUACCCCAUACCCAGGUUUUUGUUUAGCUGUUAACUAUCCCGGUGGGUGAAUUGACUGCUGCUCUGGUUUCUUUCUUGUGCGUAAAACUGUUCCGUGAAUUUUUGUUUUGGACCAGUCGUAUAAUCCCGUGUUCUGUCAGGCCAAAAAAUGUGUCCCUGUUCAUUUUUAUCGGAUGUUGAAAGGUUCUUAAUUGUCUUGGAAUUCUUUAAAUUGAGGAAAAAGCCAGCCUUUGCUGAUAAUUAUUGACUGUUUAGAUUUUCUUUUUAAUGUCUGUCUUUAUUUGAACAUUUUUUGCUACUCUGACAGAAUUUGCUCUGCCCGUCAUAUCAAGUCACUUUCGAAAAAUAUGUGUGACUAUUUUGAUUGAGCAUCGGUGUAUUUUUUGCUCAAAAUAUUUCUCCUUCCUUCACGCCUUGGAUUCGUUUUCUUUUUCAGUUCGUUUUCGUUAAUCGCCAAUGCAUUCCAAAAGCUCCGAUCGCUAGUUUUUUUUUUUUAUGGGAGAAUAUCUAACCUUGAACGAUGUGAAUGGGGUUAGAGAAUUUUAUUUUAGCCCCCCGACCGAGACUUAAUUUUUUGCUUGAAGAACAAUGUGUCCUAUAGGGAGAUUUGGAUCACUGGACGAACCGGUAGCUUUUUACACGACUUGGUUCUAUAGGGUGGAAGUUGGAAAAUGAAUGGAAAGAGAAAAUUGGUAUAGGAAAA
This is a messenger RNA of Notodromas monacha, 1315 nucleotides long. NCBI's taxonomy places the organism in Eukaryota, Metazoa, Arthropoda, Ostracoda, Podocopida, Cyprididae. The record is from the annotation of a GenBank genome assembly.